Molecule: messenger RNA, 243 nt
Organism: Entrophospora candida
Lineage: Eukaryota; Fungi; Glomeromycota; Glomeromycetes; Entrophosporales; Entrophosporaceae
Source: the annotation of a GenBank genome assembly
AUGACCAAUCCUAUUAGUCUCAAGUGUUGUUUUCCAGAUGGUAAAUAUUUUAAUAUUGAAAUAUGUAAGGAAGAUAAGGUUACCACACUUAAAAAAGCGAUUGAAGGUCUGUUGGUAAAUCAAGGUCACCAAGAACUUUCUAUUCAUUUCAAUCUCUACGCAAUUAUUCCUAUGGAAUCGACAGCCGAAGUUUCUGAAUAUUUCAAUGCAACUCCUGAUCCAAAACAAGUUCAUGUUAUCUAA